Sebastes umbrosus (honeycomb rockfish) is the source of this 1332-nucleotide messenger RNA. It is a transcript of the gene twist2, whose product is annotated as twist2. The transcript is spliced from 2 exons. Gene Ontology annotation, molecular function: protein dimerization activity; DNA-binding transcription factor activity, RNA polymerase II-specific; RNA polymerase II transcription regulatory region sequence-specific DNA binding. The record is from RefSeq and is a predicted model, not a curated record. Gene Ontology annotation, biological process: regulation of transcription by RNA polymerase II; developmental process. Bases 243 to 782 code for a protein of 179 amino acids. NCBI's taxonomy places the organism in Eukaryota, Metazoa, Chordata, Actinopteri, Perciformes, Sebastidae.
GGGAUAAAGUUUCACAAAAAAUUGAAGGAAAAAAGUUCGUGCGCGAGGAGAAGGAGAGCGUGCCAACCUUCAGUCUGAAACCAGUUUGUUUCUGAAGCUCGAGGCGCGAGACAGCAGAGCGCGAGACAUCUUCUAAUCAUCUUCUCCUCAUCUUUACGGAUAUCUACACAUCUUUUGUCACCACGGCUUCAACGGUGGACAGCGUGUUUGGUGCUCUUUCUCUGCAUUUGUUCCAGAGGGACAUGGACGAGGUGUCCGGUUCUCCGGUGUCCCCUGUGGACAGUCUGCUGAGCAGCGAGGAGGAGCUGGAGGACAGACAGCUGGACAGACAACAACAGAGACGCUUCCCGGCCAAGAGGAGAACCAGCAAGAAGUCCAGCGAGGACAGCAGCGGCGGCAGCAGCAGCCCGGGUCCAGGUCCGGGUCCGGGUCCGGUGAAACGGGUGAAGAAGCAGAGUCCCAGCAGCAGCAACCAGUCGUACGAGGAGCUGCAGAACCAGCGGUGCCUGGCCAACGUCCGGGAGAGACAGAGGACUCAGUCUCUCAACGAGGCCUUCACGUCUUUACGGAAAAUCAUCCCGACGCUGCCGUCAGACAAACUGAGCAAGAUCCAGACCCUGAAGCUCGCCUCCAGGUACAUCGACUUCCUCUGUCAGGUGCUGCAGAGCGACGAGAUGGACAACAAGAUGUCCAGCUGCAGCUACGUCGCGCACGAAAGACUCAGUUACGCGUUCUCUGUGUGGAGGAUGGAGGGCGCCUGGUCCAUGUCCGCAACUCACUAGCACCCAGAGACAGAGACACCCAGAGACCUGCACGGACACUAUGCCAAAGCGACUGUUUACUUCUACAAAGUAUGAAGACCAAAGGGAUUAUUGAAGAACCCAUCGACCUCAAAGGCCUGGCGGAGAGACGUAAUGUGACCCACAACUACAAACUCUUGGGGAGAGUGUGUGUGCGUGCGUGUGCGUGUGUGUGUGUGGAUGCAGAUUCAUACUGACUGUCUGGAGCUGUUUGUGGCCGAGAGAGAGGGGGGAUACAGAUUACAGCUCGGCCUGGAUGUCAACAAAAGCCAACUAGAAGGAUAUAUAUUUUGUUUUUCAAAGACUUUAAAACCAAAGUAUAAAUAAAUAUAUAUAUAAAUAUAUAUAAAUGAAUGCAUAUUGUACAUACCUGUGUAAGUACGCCUAUAGCCUGUAAAGGGACAAAUGCAAUUUAGAGUCAUUUGCUGCAUGGAUUUAUUUCACCGACUUUCGUUUAGCAAGUCUCCAAAGUCCGUCCAAUGUACAUUUUUUGUUUUUGUUUAUUUAUUAAAACACAUAUUUUUGAACGAAA